This is a messenger RNA of Rhodamnia argentea, 1072 nucleotides long. Its product is annotated as expansin-A7. The transcript has 5 exons. Gene Ontology annotation, biological process: plant-type cell wall organization. Bases 1 to 966 code for a protein of 321 amino acids. Lineage: Eukaryota; Viridiplantae; Streptophyta; Magnoliopsida; Myrtales; Myrtaceae. The record is from RefSeq and is a predicted model, not a curated record. Gene Ontology annotation, cellular component: extracellular region.
AUGGUAAGCAGGAGGCUACCGGCGACCUUUGUCGACCAUUGGGCGAAGAUAGAACCUGCCCGCACGUCCACAGGGACAUUACACAAAACUACGUUCAAAAGGAGCUGGAAAGAAGCAAAGGCCCUUAAUUUGAGCAUUUUAACGGCGGUGGCGGUGGCAAUGGCUUCUGAUUUGCUUUGUUCGUGGAGGUUCGGCCUCCUCUGCCUGCUGGCGGUCAUCGGGAGAUUAGCUGCUACAACGGGAUCUUAUGGCAGCUCGCCGGCAAGGUUUAAGCCGAGCGCUUGGUCCCUUGCCCAUGCCACCUUUUAUGGGGAUGAGACCGCCUCCGAGACAAUGGGGGGAGCUUGUGGAUACGGAAACCUCUUUCAAACUGGCUAUGGCACGGACACGGCCGCUUUGAGCUCAACACUGUUUAACGAUGGCCAUGCAUGUGGACAAUGUUAUCGGAUCAAGUGCGUCCAGUCGCCAUGGUGCUUCAAGGGAGUUUCAUUCACGACGGUGACGGCAACCAACCUUUGCCCGCCGAACUGGUCCGAGGACUCCAACGCCGGCGGGUGGUGCAACCCCCCUCAAGCCCACUUCGACAUGGCCAAGCCCGCCUUCAUGAAGAUUGCUCGGUGGAAAGCGGGCAUCGUCCCGGUCAUGCAUAGGAGAGUCCCGUGCGAGAGGGCCGGCGGGAUCCGGUUCCAGUUCCAAGGCAACGGGUACUGGCUCCUGGUGUACGUGAUGAACGUGGGAGGAGGCGGCGACGUCGCCAGCAUGUGGGUCAAGGGGAGCCGGACCGGGUGGAUGAGCAUGAGCCACAACUGGGGCGCCUCGUACCAGGCCUUCGCCACGCUCGGCGGCCAAUCUCUCUCUUUCAAGCUCACCUCCUACACCACCAAGGAGACCAUCGUCGCCUACAACGUCGCCCCUCCGAACUGGAGCGUCGGCAUGACUUACAAGGCCAACGUUAACUUCCAUUAAUGCCUGCGCAAUGGCUUUACAUGUGCUUUCGCUUUCCUUUGAACGCUCACGGGUUCCCGCCCUCCUUUUUUUUGUCUCCUCACUUUUUACGUAAUGAGAAUUUAUC